AAUAAAAUUAAGUCUAAUGAUAAAGACGAUUGAUAACUGACCAGUAGAGGCGCAUUCCUCGCUUGGAAGGAAGUUUGGCACCAUGUACGCAAUAGGUCUAGUUUUGGUGUUAGUAGCUACAAUCAACGCUGGGAAACAUGACCAGUAUUCAGGCUACUCAGUGCACGGGGUCAAGCUGCGAGACGACUCAGACAAGGUCUUCAUCACGGAGUUGACCGACAGUCUGGACUUGGACGUGUGGCAAGAUGGCGUUGCUGGAGCGCGGGAUGCUUUGGUUAUGCUGGACCCGAACAGCAGGCUUGCUGUUCUGGACGAACUGGACGCGCGAGGGAUCCAGCAUUAUUUGCAUUUACGGGACGUUGCUCAGGCUUUCGAGACUCACGAUGAACAGAUCAAUCAGUGGAAACAGAGCAGGAGUGGCAGGCUGGUGCCUUUCAACGACUACCCCCGCUAUGCAGAGGUAGAUGCAUACCUGGAGACGAUAGCUGCCCAAUACCCAGAGCUGGUCACUCUCGUGAACGCCGGACAAAGUUAUGAAGGGCGGGACAUCAAAUACUUAAAGAUUUCGACCACUAACUUCACCGACACGUCCAAGCCUAUCUACUUCAUGGACGCCAUGAUCCACGCUCGGGAGUGGGUGACCACCCCGACAGCUCUCUUCUCCAUUCACCGCCUGGUGGAGGACCUGAGAGAUCAGGACAGAGACUUGCUGGAGGACAUCGACUGGAUCAUCUUGCCCAUCACCAACCCCGAUGGAUACGAGUUUUCGCAUGAUGAUACUAGACUUUGGCGGCGCACACGCUCCAUCAAUUUGGAAGUUAGCGACACUUGCUUUGGCGUGGACGGGAACCGCAACUUCGACGUCAAUUGGAAUACGACUGGGGUCAGCCAAGACCCCUGUUCUCAAACGUACCCAGGCACCUCGGCCUUCUCCGAGCCCGAGACGAGGAUCCUCCGAGACAUCUUCGACGAGUACAUCGACCGCAUGGAGAUCUUCAUGAACAUCCACAGCCAUGGCAACUGGGUGCUGUACGGCUUUGGCAACGAGACGCUGCCUCCUAACGCCAUCCACCUGCACCUGGUGGGCGCAGCGAUGGGAGCCGCCAUGGAUGCCAUGAAGCUGCCAGAAGCAGACUGGUACAAAGUCGGGAACAGUGCCAUGAUUUUGUAUGGGACGUCUGGGAGUGCGCAGGAUUAUGGACAGCUGGUGGGCGUCCCUCUCUCAUACACCCUCGAGCUGCCGAGCUACGGGUUCGACUUCCGCGUGCCCCCAGAGUACAUCGAGCACAUAAACCGCGAGACGUGGGAAGGCAUCGCGGUCACCGCGCGGCUGGCCAGGACCACCUUCAGAGCUCGCCAGUAGAGGAAUAAAACGACCGUAGUCAUAAGUCUUCAGUCUUAGGCUAUUUUUCCACCAAAGUGCGGGAAAACUAUGAGGUUCUAGAAUGCGUAAAAUGUGGAUAUUUAGCUCGCUAAGCCGCCUACACAUUACUUCUUUGCUACACAUUAUUUGAUUGAUUUGAUUGACGCGACAUCAGGUACGAUUGCGGUCUACCUGCCUUGCUCUGCAUAAAAAAAACUAUUUAUAUCUCAUUUCAUAACAGCGAAAUGUUUGAUGGAAACCUAAUAAAUAAAUACGGCAUUUUUUACUAA
Messenger RNA from Ostrinia furnacalis (Asian corn borer), 1653 nucleotides. Its product is annotated as carboxypeptidase B-like. Bases 83 to 1363 code for a protein of 426 amino acids. Gene Ontology annotation, biological process: proteolysis. NCBI's taxonomy places the organism in Eukaryota, Metazoa, Arthropoda, Insecta, Lepidoptera, Crambidae. Gene Ontology annotation, molecular function: metallocarboxypeptidase activity; zinc ion binding. The record is from RefSeq and is a predicted model, not a curated record. The transcript has 8 exons.